Trypanosoma theileri is the source of this 1950-nucleotide messenger RNA. Its product is annotated as DNA repair protein. The transcript has a single exon. The coding region runs from base 1 to 1950 and encodes 649 amino acids. Gene Ontology annotation, molecular function: crossover junction DNA endonuclease activity; 3'-flap endonuclease activity; DNA binding. The record is from RefSeq and is a predicted model, not a curated record. Gene Ontology annotation, biological process: mitotic intra-S DNA damage checkpoint signaling; resolution of meiotic recombination intermediates; DNA catabolic process. Gene Ontology annotation, cellular component: Holliday junction resolvase complex; nucleus. NCBI's taxonomy places the organism in Eukaryota, Euglenozoa, Kinetoplastea, Trypanosomatida, Trypanosomatidae.
AUGCCUGCUGGUGAACACCGGCCCAAUGAGGAACUUGCCCGUUAUAUAGAGUCUAGAUGGUCAAACCGCUUUUCCGUGUUUUGCAAUGCCCUUCGACAGUAUCCAUUGCCUAUCACCAGUGGAGCUGCAGCCACUGUGCUGCAUGGCAGUUCACCAGAUGUCCUUCAGGCAGUGGAUGCAUACUGUUGCUCAACCCAAUCUCAACAAGGAGAACAACAAGAGAGUUCUGAGUGGAAUGAGAGUGAAUUGGAUUUAUUUCCACGCCCUGAUACUAUGAAAUCCGCUAAUUCUACCAUGACGACAAUGAUGAUGGUUUGUUCCCCGUUUCGUUUCUUUAAAGCCAGACGACUAGAAGAAGAGAAUGAGAAUCUAUCGCUUUGGCCUAAUGAAACAGGAAAAGUAGUUCCUAAUACAGAAACUUUCACUAAUAGUAAUAAUGAAAAUGACAUUUUAUUUUCACUUUUAGAUGCAUCGAGUCAGUUACAUGGAAAUGGUCAUAUGAGGAGUAAGUCCUCAUCAUUGGUUCCUCGCUCCAGUAAUAAUGAGCAACAAGAACGAUCAGCUGAGGCAAAAUUAAGUGUGAAAGAACUACAGGCAAUAUGUGCUUCAAAAGGUCUUUUAACACGUGGGACAAAGAAAGAACUUAUUGCUAGAAUACAUCAACACAAUGCCUUAAAAGACUCUGGUGCCUUAUCUGAGCAACAGAAAGUUGUGGUUGUUGAGAAACCACAUCCACAAGAAGAACAUAAUGUAGUGACGAUGAGUGGAAAUAUUGCGGCUACAUCACCUAAACGAGUUGCGUUAACAAAUGAAGAAUUGCUUGAACAUUCACAACGUCUGCGUACACCAUUCCGCUCCCCAUCAACAUCUCAACAUUCUCCACACCGCUCAGCAGAACCAGUACCCAAGAUUCAUAGACUUCUUGCAACCCCACAAGAGUACGUUGCUGCAUUGAUAAAACAGAACCGUCAGGGUGGUGGUGGUGGUGGUGGUAAUAAUAAUAGUCGUAGUGCUGCUGCUGCGACUUCUACCACAGAAGAGACCACUCGUUGGCCGUGGCGAAUUCUCGUAGACAAUCGUGAACGUAUUCGUGGGGCUCAUGAGCAUGUCAUUAAAGCCUUUGAUUCAGCUUCUGUUCCCACAGUAUCAUGUACAUUGCCAUGUGGAGAUUUUAUGAUUGGAAUUGAUGUUCCUGCUGGAUAUUCAGCAAGAAGAGAUUAUUUACAAACCAUGGAGGGAGAUGAUAGUAUCUCUAGACUACACUUAUCCUCUGAUGUGGGUGUAAAUACCCCUGCGCAGAGUCUUUUUUCCAUUGUAGUGGAACGUAAAACCACCAAAGAUCUCUGUGCAAGUAUUGCGAGUUCACGCUACUAUGAGCAGCGACGUAUUCUCUCUGCAUCUCCAUUUCGAUCUGUGGUGUGGGUGGUGGAGGGAAGUAUUGAAUCCCUGCGGCCUGAUGAACAGCGACGUGUGCUGUCGGCAUGUGCAUCCCUCGCCACAGUGCCGAACUUCCGCGUUGUGCGUACCCGUCAUUUGGCUGAAACUAUUGUCUGGUUACGACAUCUCAGUAUGGCUCACAUCUCAUCAUUAGCGAAGGUAACAACAACAACAACAAGAGGAAGAGGAGAAAUAAACAGUAUAUCAUCAUCAUCAUCAUCAUCGCUAUUGGCGGACUGCGCAGCAUGUAUGGAGCAUACAGAGAAACUACGACGUGCCCUUAGAGCACGCACUACUUUUCCACGUGUGUUGAUGUGUGUUCGCGGCUGCUCCACCGCACUGGCAACACAACUAGCAUCCAAGUACGGCUCACUUCUACAGUUGUGGAGACGGCUUAGGGAUUACGGUAGAGAGGCAUGUGACGCGGAUGAGGAUAUACGUCGCCUUAGUAGCACGCAGAAGGACGUGUACGUGCGGCUUACGGAGUUUCUCUUGGCAGAAGAGUAUUGCUGA